Elgaria multicarinata webbii is the source of this 1113-nucleotide messenger RNA. RefSeq names its product glutathione S-transferase-like. Gene Ontology annotation, biological process: glutathione metabolic process. The record is from RefSeq and is a predicted model, not a curated record. The transcript has 8 exons. Lineage: Eukaryota; Metazoa; Chordata; Lepidosauria; Squamata; Anguidae. The coding region runs from base 232 to 894 and encodes 220 amino acids. Gene Ontology annotation, molecular function: glutathione transferase activity.
UGUCAGCUGGUCAGACAAAACUGUUUAAUUUACUCAGCCACAGGAGUUGAGCUUUACAUUAGGAGAGUCCAAAAGUGUCCUCUUUGCUUAGACUCCUGAACUGGAAGCUGGUCUUGAGCUUCUUCACAGAUGCAAGACACCAUGGGAUGCAACAACGAUCUGGUCAUCAUAAAGCAUUUGUGAAGCUUUGAAACUAACACAGUGGCGUGAGGAAUUUAAGCACUUGGAAACAUGGCUGGGAAACCAAAGCUUCACUACUACAAUGGAAGAGCCCGAAUGGAAACCAUAAGGUGGCUUUUAGCUGCAGCUGGGGUUGAGUUUGAAGAACAACUCAUUCAAUCAAAGGAAGACCUAGAAAAGUUAAAGAAGGAUGGAUGCCUGCUCUUUCAGCAAGUGCCCAUGGUGGAGAUUGAUGGGAUGAAGAUGGUGCAGAGCCGAGCUAUUCUCAACUACAUCGCAGCAAAACAUAAUCUCUGUGGGAAGGACCCCAAGCAGAGAGCAUUCAUCGAUAUGUACUGCGAAGGUGCAAUGGAUCUGAAUGAAAUGAUCAUGAUGCUGCCCUUGAAGCCAGCUGACACAAAGGAGAAGGAGUUGGCAACAAUCCUGGAAAAAGCCACAACCAGAUAUUUCCCUGUCUUUGAAAAGAUCCUCAAAGAUCAUGGACAAGACUUUUUGGUUGGAAACCAGCUCAGCAGAGCAGAUGUUCAAUGGCUUGAAACCAUUCUAAUGAUGGAAGAGCUGAAGGCUGAUAUUCUCUCUCAAUUCCCUCUUUUAAAGGCAUUUAAAACCAGAAUAAGCAACAUCCCUACAAUUCAAAAAUUUCUGCAGCCUGGCAGUCAGAGAAAACUACCCGAUGAGCAAACUGUAGAAGAAGCAAUCAAGAUUUUCUAUUGAAUUGUGGCUGAGGAUCAUGGCUAAUGCAUUAUUGUAGCUAGAAGCAAAGGGGGCUUUUAUUUUAAAUUCUUGUAAGGGGCCACAAUAACCAUGCAGGCACAAGUUCCAAAGUAAAUCCACGUAACCACAAUGGGAAGCCAAAUGACGAGGUUUCUGACAAGGAAAUUGUGACAAUAUUGUGUGCCACCAGACUUAAAUGAAAUAAAACUUUCUACAGUG